AAAAAGCCAGUCCGGUGGCUUUUCGGGGCCCCCCGUCCCGCCGCCGAGCUCCCGAAUAAAAGGCCCCGGAGAAGGGCAGGGAGGACAGAAGGGAUCAAGUGGGUCUAUCCGCCGUGACCUCGCCUCCGUUGGACCGAAUUCGUUCUCCACCCUCCUCCGGUAUCAUCAUGGCUUGUGGCUCCGGCUUCGGGUUCAGGAACUUCGGCUGCCGCUCGGCCCUGGUGCCCCGGUUCGGGGACCGUUGCUGCAUCAGCGCCGCUCCCUACCGCGGGGUCUCCUGCUACCGGGGUCUCGCCGGCUUCGGCAGCCGCAGCCUGGGCGGUUUCUGCGGGGGUUUCCGCGCCGGCUGCGGCCGCAGCUUCGGCUACCGCUCCGGGGGCGUGUGCGGGCCCAGCCCGCCCUGCAUCACCGGCGUGUCGGUCAACGAGAGCCUGCUGACCCCGCUCAACCUGGAGAUCGACGCCAACGCCCAGGGCGUGAAGCACGAAGAGAAGGAGCAGAUCAAGUGUCUCAACAGCAAGUUCGCCGCCUUCAUCGACAAGGUGCGGUUCCUGGAGCAGCAGAACAAGCUGCUGGAGACCAAGUGGCAGUUCUACCAGAACCGGAAAUGCUGCGAGAGCAACCUGGAGCCGCUGUUCGACGGCUACAUCGAGACCCUGAAGCGCGAGCUGGAGUGCGUGGAGGCCGACCGCGGCCGGCUCGAGUCCGAGCUCUACCACGUGCAGGAGGUGCUGGAGGGCUUCAAGAAGAAGUAUGAGGAGGAGGUGGCCCUAAGAGCGACAGCUGAAAAUGAGUUUGUGACACUCAAGAAGGACGUGGACUGUGCUUACCUGCGCAAAUCAGACCUCGAGGCCAACGUGGAAGCCCUGAUUGAGGAGAUCAACUUCUUGAGGGCGCUGUACGAGGAGGAGAUCCGCGUGCUCCAGGCCCACAUCUCGGACACCUCCGUGGUGGUCAAGAUGGACAACAGCCGGGAGCUGAACAUGGACUGCGUCAUCGCCGAGAUCAAGGCGCAGUACGACGACAUCGCCAGCCGCAGCCGGGCCGAGGCCGAGUCCUGGUAUCGCAGCAAGUGUGAGGAGAUGAAGGCCACGGUGAUCCGGCACGGGGAGAGCCUGCGCCGCACCAAGGAAGAGAUCAACGAGCUGAACCGCAUGAUCCAGAGGCUGACGGCCGAGGUGGAGAAUGCCAAGUGCCAGAAUUCCAAGCUGGAGGCGGCCGUGACCGAGUCGGAGCAGCAGGGCGAGGCGGCCCUCAACGACGCCAAGUGCAAGCUGGCCGGGCUGGAGGAAGCCCUGCUGAAGGCCAAGCAGGACAUGGCCUGCCUGCUCAAGGAGUACCAGGAGGUCAUGAACUCCAAGCUGGGGCUGGACAUCGAGAUCGCUACCUACAGACGGCUGCUGGAGGGAGAGGAGUGCAGGCUGUGCGAAGGUGUCGGAGCUGUGAAUGUCUGCGUGAGCAGCUCCAGGGGAGGCGUCGUGUGCGGCGACCUGUGCGCGACCGGGGCCCGGCCGGUCACCGGCGGCGUCUGCAGCGCCCCUUGCAGCGGGAACCUGGUCGUGAGCACCGGCGGCCCCUGCGCCCCCUGUGCCACCCCUGCCCCCUGUGGGCCCGGGGGCUCGUGCAGCGGGAGCGUGGGAGUCGGCUCGUACGGGCUUGGCGCCUUUGGCUUCGGAAAGUGUUAGGCGACAGGGACAGACCCUGUCCCCCCAGGAGCCAGAGCACACCCCGUUGGUCUUCCCCCUCCCCCAGCAAGAAGAGCUCUUUAUAAGUUGCUUUCUGCCCCCUCCGAAAAUGACCCCUGCCCUGCCCCGCGCCCUCUGCCUAUGUGCCCGGAUGGUGCGUAGUGUCCUGCGUUUCAGGAGGGUCCUGAGCCGUGGGGCAGCCGCCGGUUCAGCUGCCA
Molecule: messenger RNA, 1903 nt
Organism: Ornithorhynchus anatinus (platypus)
Lineage: Eukaryota; Metazoa; Chordata; Mammalia; Monotremata; Ornithorhynchidae
Product: keratin, type II microfibrillar, component 7C-like
Exons: 9
Coding region: 168-1685 (505 amino acids)
Biological process (GO): keratinization; intermediate filament organization
Cellular component (GO): keratin filament
Molecular function (GO): structural constituent of skin epidermis
Source: RefSeq, a predicted model, not a curated record